AUGGAGUCUGUCUUUACUCUCCUGCAUGUAGUAAUGGCCAUAAUUAAUUUUUCCAGAGCAAAUGGGACUGCUUGUAGCCUACAAGGAGAGCCUGCAUACCCACAGAUAUGGAAGAAUGGUGAUAUAAUUGUUGGAGGGGCUUUCCCCUUCCAUAGUAGUUGGGAGAACAUUGACUUAUCCUAUGUGGUCCUACCACCUCCAAUCAAGUGCAAGAGCCUUGAUUUGCGAGCACUACAGCUUUCCCAGACAUUGAUCUUUGCAGUAGAGGAGAUAAACAACAGUUCUUCUUUACUGCCAGGUGUCUCUCUGGGAUACAAGAUCUAUGAUACAUGUAGUUUUGCAGCACAAGGGAUUAGAAUGGCCAUGGCACUUGUGAAUGGAAAUGAGAACUCAAUUUCAAAUGAUCCCUGUACAAAGCCAGCCCAGGUCCAAGCCAUAAUAGGUGAAACAUACUCAUCAGUGUCUAUGGCUAUAGCAAACAGUAUUGGGCCAUUCAGUGUUCCUAUAAUCAGUCACUAUGCCACCUGUGAAUGUCUCAGUGACAAAAAGAAAUAUCCAUCAUUUCUGCGAACUAUUCCCAGUGAUUAUUACCAGAGCAGAGCACUGGCAGAGAUGGUCAAGCACUUUGGCUGGACCUGGGUGGGAGCAAUAAGAAGAGAUGAUGACUAUGGUAACAAUGGAAUGAUUGCAUUCACUGAAAUCGCAGGGCAGUUGGGCAUCUGCUUGGAAUAUUCACUUCCAUAUUUUAGAACAUACUCAAAAGAAAGAGUGUUGAGAAUCAUUGACCAGAUCAAAAUCUCUACUUCUCGUGUGAUAGUUGGAUUUCUUGACACCUGGGAUUUGGAAGAUCUGUUGCAUGUAUUUUUUGAAUACAACAUCACUGGAUAUCAAUGGGUGGGAACAGAGGCCUGGAUCUUUGACCCAGCGCUAGCCAAUUUGGACAAGUACAAUAUAUUGCAAGGGGCUAUAGGACUAGCUAUCCCCAAAGCCAAGGUGACAGGUCUGCAGGAUUUCAUUCUUGAUGUAAAACCAUUGAAAUCUGUAGGCAGUGCCAUUUUUCCUGAAUUCUGGGAGGCACUUUUUGACUGUGGAUAUACAAUGCAGAAUGAUUCAGAGGGCUUGCCAGUGUGCACAGGAGAAGAGAAGCUGUCUGAAGUGGAAAACACAUUCACUGACAUGUCCCUGAUGCCCAUUUUUAGUAAUGUGUAUAAAGGAGUUUAUGCCAUUGCCCAUACUCUACACAACCUUCUUGGCUGCCAAACAACAUGCUCUACAAAGGAACAGCCUGAUCCUCUCACAUUUCUAGAACACCUCAAAAAGAUAUAUUUCAAAACCAAAGAAGGGGAAGAGGUUUAUUUUGAUAAAAAUGGUGACCCUCCAGCAAAAUAUGAGAUAAUAAACUGGCAAACAAAUAAAGAGAAUCAAUAUGAAUUUAUCACUGUAGGACUGUAUGACUCUACUUUACCUAAUCAUGAUCAAUUAGCAAUAAACAUGGCCUCUAUAGUAUGGGCACAAAAUACCAGUCAGGUACCUGUAUCUGUAUGCAGUGAGAACUGCCCUCCAGGUACAAGGAAGGCUGUACAGAAAGGAAAGCCUAUCUGUUGCUUUGACUGCAUACCAUGUGCUGAAGGAGAGAUCAGCAAUAUGACAGAUUCUAUUGAAUGUGAACAAUGCGCUCAAGAUUACUGGUCAAAUUCACAGAGAGAUGAAUGUGUAAAGAAGGAAAUUGAAUAUCUAUCCUAUGAAGAAACUAUGGGGAUUUUGUUAAUGGCUGUUUCUAUUAUUGGUGCAUUUCUAACAAUGGUAAUAUCAGUAAUAUUCUUUAGACAUAAACAUACCCCAGUAGUCAAAGCCAACAACUCUGAGCUGAGCUUCCUGCUGCUCCUUUCUCUGACUCUGUGUUUCCUUUGUUCACUUACUUUCAUUGGUCAGCCUUCUGAGUGGUCCUGUAUGUUGCGCCACACAGCGUUUGGGAUCACCUUCGUCCUCUGCAUCUCCUGUGUACUGGGAAAAACCAUAGUGGUGUUAAUGGCCUUCAGGGCUACACUUCCAGGUAGUAAUAUAAUGAAAUGGUUUGGGCCUCCACAGCAAAGACUCAGUGUCCUUGUCUUCACUCUAAUACAGGUCCUCAUUUGUGUGCUUUGGUUAACCAUAUCCCCUCCUUUCCCUUUCAAAAAUCUAAAGAGCUACAAAGAAAAAAUUAUUCUAGAAUGUAAUCUGGGUUCUACCAUAGGUUUCUGGGCUGUGCUAGGUUAUAUAGGUUUUUUGGCUUUUUUAUGUUUUAUUUUGGCUUUUCUGGCUCGUAAGUUGCCUGAUAACUUCAAUGAAGCCAAAUUCAUCACAUUCAGCAUGCUCAUCUUCUGUGCAGUAUGGAUCACUUUUAUUCCUGCUUAUGUCAGCUCUCCUGGAAAAUUCACUGUAGCUGUUGAGAUAUUUGCCAUUUUGGCCUCAAGCUUUGGCUUACUGUUUUGUAUAUUUAUUCCAAAGUGUUACAUAAUCAUACUGAAACCAGAAAAGAACACUAAAAAGCAACUUAUGGGGAAAGCACCAGUGAAGUGA
This is a messenger RNA of Neoarius graeffei (lesser salmon catfish), 2559 nucleotides long. Its product is annotated as extracellular calcium-sensing receptor-like. Gene Ontology annotation, biological process: G protein-coupled receptor signaling pathway. The coding region runs from base 1 to 2559 and encodes 852 amino acids. Gene Ontology annotation, molecular function: G protein-coupled receptor activity. The record is from RefSeq and is a predicted model, not a curated record. Gene Ontology annotation, cellular component: membrane. NCBI's taxonomy places the organism in Eukaryota, Metazoa, Chordata, Actinopteri, Siluriformes, Ariidae. The transcript has 6 exons.